Messenger RNA from Peronospora belbahrii, 906 nucleotides. The record is from the annotation of a GenBank genome assembly. NCBI's taxonomy places the organism in Eukaryota, Oomycota, Peronosporomycetes, Peronosporales, Peronosporaceae.
AUGGGCAUUUUCAAGCGCAAGAAAAAACCCAUUACAAUGGUUACAGCCUAUGAUUAUCCAUCUGCUGUACACGUGGAUUUAGCAGGUUUUGACGUUCUUUUAGUUGGUGACUCGCUUGGAAUGGUGGAACUGGGCAUGGACACAACUAUUCCUGUGACGUUGCAGGAUAUGAUUCAUCACACUCAGGCAGUGAAACGUGGAGCCAAUCGACCAUUAGUGGUCACGGAUAUGCCGUUUGGAACGUGUGAAGGAGCGCCAUUUGAAGCACUGAAGAAUGCUCAAUGUCUUAUGAAGGAAGGAGGUGCUGACUGUGUGAAGAUCGAGGGGGGCAAGGAGCGGGUCGAAACGAUCAAGACUAUUGUUGAUGGAGGCAUUGCUGUGAUGGGUCACAUCGGUCUUCGUCCUCAGCACAUCAGCGUCCUCGGAGGAUUCCGCGCUCAAGGCCGUACGGCAUCGCAAGCACGAACGAUUAUCGAGGACGCUUUGGCCGUGCAAAAGGCAGGUGCAUUUGCCGUUGUGCUUGAGUGCAUCCCAUCGCCCGUUUCCAAGGCAAUAACGGAGAUGCUCACGAUCCCGACCAUCGGCAUUGGCGCUGGGCCCGAGACGAAUGGCCAAGUGCUAGUUUUCCACGAUCUGUUGGGCAUGCUCCAGCACCCUCACCACGCGCAGUUUGUUCCCAAGUUCUGCAAGCGGUACGCUGACGUUGGCGAACAUAUCCGAAUUGGUCUUGAGAAUUAUCGCGAUGACGUGGAGAACGGCCGUUUCUCGAGCGAGACAUUUUCCCCCUAUAAGAUGUCGGAAGAAGAAACCCGAAAACUACAUGCUAUCGUAGCCGAAGAGUACAGUCAAGACGGCAGUAACAAAAACGACAGCGUGACGCAUUCGGAUGUUACAAAGGUCUACUAA